AUGAAUCCCCCAGCCCUCAGCGUGGUAUACCAGCUGGAGAACCUCCUUGCAUCUGAUGGAUCUUUAUAUUUCGAAGAACAACCACCUUCAGGAGCAUGGGAACAGUCAUACCUUGCGUUUCCUGAAAGCCUGGGCAAUGUACAGCGGGCAUAUGUAACUGAUUUUGAAGACAUUUGUGGGGAUUUUGGGUGGCACUCACCGCCAGACGUCAAAGAACCAUUUUUUGAGGGAGACGUCAAUGUUGUCGAUGCUAAACCGCUGAAUGCAGCUGGAGAGAUACGUGAUCAAGCGCUGCUCGAGAAUGGUGAGACUGUUUUUGGCGAAGCAUCUGGAGGAAAUGCGGUGUGCUCGAGAUCGUCAGAGCCCUUGGUUUCGGACGACGGGUUGGUAAGUGGGAGGUACAAGUCAUCGGCGCUUGAGGUGGAUGAGAUUCAAAAGUACUUUGAUGUUCCAAUUACAAAAGCAGCUAAGGAAUUGAAGGUUGGCCUCACUGUCCUGAAGAAGCGAUGCAGGGAACUCAACAUCAGGCGCUGGCCACACAGGAAAAUCAAGAGCUUGAAGUCGUUGAUUGACAGUGCUAAGGAGUUGGGAUUGACAAGUGAGAUUGAAAUGCUGGAAGAGCACAAAAGAAUGUUAAAGGUGCUUCCCGAGAUGGAACUGACGGAAAGAACCAAGAAACUCAGACAAGCAUGCUUCAAAGCCAAUUACAAGAAAAGAAGGGCAAUGGCUGCUGCUGCUGCCGCCAUGGCUUGA
Molecule: messenger RNA, 753 nt
Organism: Coffea arabica (coffee)
Lineage: Eukaryota; Viridiplantae; Streptophyta; Magnoliopsida; Gentianales; Rubiaceae
Source: RefSeq, a predicted model, not a curated record